Acromyrmex echinatior (Panamanian leafcutter ant) is the source of this 1914-nucleotide messenger RNA. RefSeq names its product protein phosphatase 2 catalytic subunit mts (gene mts). NCBI's taxonomy places the organism in Eukaryota, Metazoa, Arthropoda, Insecta, Hymenoptera, Formicidae. Gene Ontology annotation, molecular function: protein serine/threonine phosphatase activity. The record is from RefSeq and is a predicted model, not a curated record.
UCAUCGCGCCAGCGCUCGGCGUUCGGCCAUUUUGUGUGACUGCAGUGAACAAGCGCUGUCCGUUUUCACGAGGUAUUUGUGUUGCGGGAUUCGUGGUCAGUGGCGUGCAGUGGUGGAGAUAAACUCGGAUGAUUUAGCUUCGCGUUAAAGGAUACGCUUGGGCGAUCGGAUUACAUGCGCUAGUGAGGAGUGCGACCGACCGCACGACCGCGUUAAUUUCCCGUGCAAAAUUGUGGGACAAGUACGAUGGAGGAUAAGGCGUCGCUCAAGGAACUUGACCAGUGGAUAGAACAAUUAAACGACUGCAAACAACUGACAGAAAGCCAAGUGAAAACCCUCUGCGAUAAGGUACACAUUCGACAUGCUCGUUAAGCAUGGCUCCGCCCCGUUUGGAACAUCCCCGUGAAUGUAUGUGGAGAUGUACAUGGACAGUUCCACGAUUUGAUGGAAUUGUUCAGAAUAGGUGGCAAAUCGCCUGAUACAAAUUACCUUUUUAUGGGCGAUUAUGUUGAUCGUGGCUAUUAUUCAGUCGAGACUGUCACUUUGCUUGUAGCUCUUAAGGUAAGAUAUCGAGAAAGAAUAACCAUUCUGCGAGGAAAUCACGAAUCAAGACAAAUCACACAGGUAUAUGGGUUUUAUGAUGAAUGCUUACGUAAAUAUGGAAAUGCCAAUGUAUGGAAAUUCUUUACGGAUUUAUUCGAUUAUUUACCAUUAACGGCAUUGGUAGAUGGCCAAAUAUUUUGUUUGCAUGGUGGUCUGUCACCAUCGAUUGACACUUUAGAUCAUAUACGUGCUCUAGAUCGUCUUCAGGAAGUACCACAUGAAGGUCCUAUGUGCGAUCUGCUUUGGUCAGAUCCAGAUGAUAGAGGAGGAUGGGGAAUUUCACCCCGUGGAGCAGGAUAUACUUUUGGUCAAGAUAUUUCUGAAACGUUUAAUCACUCCAAUGGACUAACACUUGUUUCACGGGCUCAUCAAUUGGUUAUGGAAGGUUACAAUUGGUGUCAUGAUCGCAACGUCGUAACUAUAUUCUCAGCACCUAAUUACUGUUAUCGUUGUGGUAAUCAAGCUGCAAUUAUGGAACUGGAUGAUGCUUUAAAAUAUUCAUUCCUACAAUUUGACCCAGCACCAAGACGUGGAGAACCACAUGUUACCAGGCGAACGCCAGACUACUUCCUCUAAAGAACUAAACUUCAAGGUUAAGAAAUGUCAAGGUAGGAGAAUGGAAACGCGACUUUAUAGUGACGCCAGACAGCAUAACUUUCAAUAGAACAUCGCUAAAUGAAUGUGAGGCUCCGACAUGUUUUCACACAUACCACAUAUAGCCUCAAGUAUUAUAUCAUGGCUCACUUUAUGGUGUCUCAUUGAGAGAUAGAAUAGAUUACACGCACGUUCUGUGCGUGCCUUACAUGAUACAUGUAGACACAACAUUACUUGUACACAGAAAAGGAAAAAAAUAAUACAAUAAUGUAUGUACACACGUAUCGAUUAAAUUCAUUUGUAGCAUUGAGUUUUAUUAUAUCCGCUUGUAUUUUUAUUAUUAAAAAAACUGAAUUUAUAAUAAUGCACACGUUUGCGCGCAACAGAUAGAACAAAAACAACGGUAAAAUGGUAUUGUUUUGUAAUCUUGAAUGAGAAUAUUAUAAAAUUCGUUAAGAAAAAUUUAUUAAUGAGACAACAUUGUGUGUGUUUUAAAUAACGGUUCGUUCUAACGAAGUUAAUUGUCAUACAAGAUUUCAAGAAAAUGUACCAAAAUGAUUAUAAUUUGUAUUUAAGAAAUUGUCACGUUAUUAUUGGUGUGAAUGGAGUAUGAGAUGUUCACUUGAAGAAAAUGCAAGGUGAGUUGAUGCAACAGUAAAUUGGCAUGCAUAAAUUGUGCCAUAUAAAGAUUCAAUAAAUAUAAUUUUUAAGUAUAAA